CUGUGCUUUCAGCAGUCAGCUGUCAACAGGCUGGGCAUGAAAUGAGGCUCAAACAACGACGCAGUACGUGGAAGUGAUAACAAUACAACGUUUUGUUACUGUCCUGUAAAACUGUUCAUAUCCAUUCAGUGGAUUUUGUAAUCGUGCUUGCUCGAGAGAUGAUGAACUCGGGACACGAUCAUUGAACACUAUGGACAUGUGAGACUCGACAUGAAUGCAGACGCUGAGGCGAUGCUGGAUUGAAUGGCACUGAGGAUACGAGGCUGUGACCCAGCAGGAGCGCUGCGAUGGCCAGCUGCCACAGUAGCCAUGCGGACACCGCCGAAGCUCCUCCUCCUUCAGCCUCACGGCCGCCAGCCAUGCCCAAGCUCCACGUCCAGGGCUCGCUGUCCCGGAAGUCCAUCACCAUCCACUUCUCGCCCCUGGGCGAGGAGGAGAAGGAGGAGGAGCUCUAUGGGGCAGUUGUGUCCUCUCCUCUUCCCACUGCUGGACCCAUAAAGGACCCCCCAGGCAUUGUGACGGCCCUGGAGGCCAGCGAGGAUCUGAUCCUUGAUGGAGCCGGGUUGGACUCUGCAGUUGUGCCUAUGUUGUCCUCAACUGGUCCUCAAAGCUCCACCUCCACGUUACCCUCUGAACUGAAAAGCUCCUCUCCUUCCCCUGCCACCACCUCCAAAUCCACUUCCUCCACCUCCAAAUCCACUUCCUCCAAGUCUAGCGACAAACCUUUCUUCAGCCUGGUCAAGUCUCUAUCCUCUGACAUCAUUGAGACUUCUGAAAAUGUCUCCAUCUCCCCCGCUGCCCCCACUUCCGUGCGCCACUGCCACCCGAUGAAAACCCUGGUCAAGUCACUCUCCUCUGACAACUCCCAGGAAUCCCCCCCUUCCUCCUCCUCCUCGCCCUACCGCCUCUCGGACUCCCGCCUCAACCUGCACCUCUUCAAGCAGUUCACGCAGUCCCGUGCCCCGGUAGCUGUCGUUGCCGGGGCUGACUCAAAGACCGCCCCCUCCUCGACGCUCACCUCCCCAGACAGCCGCAACUUCUUUAAGGCGUCCGUGGAGGCGAGCAUCGAGGACACUAAGCGCCGUUUCUCCGAGGCCAUCUACGAGCCUCUCCAGCUGUUCAAUAAGAUCAUGGAGGACAAGACUGGAGGCAUUGGCAGCAGUGCCUUUCGGUCCAAAGCGCUCUCGUCCAGUGCUUCGGAGCUCACCUGCCUGGCCUCCCUCAACAACGGCCAACCGGAGAGCAACAACAACUACAGCAUCAAGGAGGAGGAAACCGGGGAUGAGUGGGAGUCCGAGGGAACCGGAAACGGAGCCAGCUCUCCAAAUCCCACCUCUGACACCAGAAGUCCUAAAAUGUCUUCCACCUCUCUCAGCCUGGACAAUUGCUCCAUGUCAGCCCUGUCCAAGCUGGAGGACGAGGACUUCUGUAUCCUGUCUAGUGAGGACUUUGAGGAUAUCGAGGGGGAUUAUGGAGUCACAACCGACGAUACAUGUAGCCAAGUCAGACUGCCGCCUAGUGGCAGUCCAGAACUAUGUAGUGACGACAAGUCAGAGGGAGAAGAUCUGCCACCCAGCAUUCCACACUACACCCUGAUCAUCAUCACAGCGCUGGUCUACGGGUACUUCGUGUUGCCCCUGCCCACCUACGUUGGGGGUAUGCUGCUGGGAGUGGGACUAGGGUUCAUGCUAGCUAUCGCUGUGGUGUGGUUGGCCGGACCCAAGCCUUCUGGCAAUCGCACCAGACAUCCCAGACACCAGGGGAAGCUGAGGAACAUGGCCCAGCUGGGCAUCAAAGAGCCAAGCAUCUUCAAGGGCUGGAUGAACGAGAUAGUGAACUACGACCCGGAGACAUAUCACGCCACUCUGACCCACUCUGUGUAUGUGAGACUGGAGGGCUCCAUCCUGCGCCUGUCCACACCCAACCGCAACAUCGCCCGGCGGGCCACCCAUAACGAACCCAAGCCCGACGUCACCUAUAUCAGCCAGAAGAUCUACGACCUCACUGACAGCAAGAUCUAUCUGGUGCCCCAGAGUCUGGCCAGGAAGCGUGUGUGGAACAAGAAGUACCCUAUCCGCAUCGAGCUGGCCAAGCAGGACGACUUCAUGUCCAAGGCAGAGGGCGACCACAGCGAAACCACACACGAGAGAACCACGGCCACAGGAGAGGCGACCGUGGGGACGGAGGAGGCCAAAAGGUCCGGUGGUCCUGAACUGACCCUGUACCUGUUUGGUCGGACGGGGAGGGAGAAGGAGGAGUGGCACCGGAGGAUCCUGUUGGCCUCCAAGCCCCCCAAGACAGGGAUGAAGAGAGUCACUGGUCUGCAGGGGAGUAAGACUGCCUUGAGCUCCCACAGCCGCAGCAGCAGCCGGAGCAGUCUGGACGAGGUGCUAGCGUCUCAGCCAAGGACCAGGGACUCAACAGCAGGCAUAGCAGCCAAGUCCCUACUGGACUACAGUGUCUACAUGGCCACCCUGGUGCCCCCCGAGACUGCCACUGCCACGCCCAUCGCUGCCACUAGUCCCGUAGUCCAGAGUCCACAGAGUAGCCCUGGGUCGGGCAGCAAGUUGCAGAGCAGCAGCAGCUUUGACCCUGUCAUUUUGCUGGGGGAGGAGGAGCCUGUUGCCUGGGUGAACUCUGCGAUUGGCCGGGUGGCAUGGGACUUCCUGGGCGAGCCCUACUGGGCUGAUGUGGUCUCCAAGAAGAUCCAGAUGAAACUCAGCAAGAUCCGGCUCCCCUACUUCAUGAACGAGCUGACCCUGACAGAGCUGGACAUGGGCGUGGCCACUCCCAGAAUCCUUGGCGCCUCCAAACCCUCAGUUGACCAUCAAGGUCUGUGGUUUGACUUGGAGAUUUCGUACAGCGGCUCCUUCCUGAUGACCCUGGAGACCAAGAUGAACCUGAUCAGACUGGGGAAGGACGGCGACUGUAUGCGCUUCAGAGACCUCAGCAAGGAUGGGUACAGACCACGGACGUACUGCCUAGCUGACAGUGAUGAGGAGUCAUCCAGUGCUGGGUCCUCAGACGAAGAGGAUACUUCAGAGGUCACCAAUGACGUCCCUGGAACAGAGGGACACAUGGGGGGCCGCCAGCCCAGUAAGAUAAUGCGCUUCGUGGACAAGAUCGCCAAGUCCAAGUACUUCCAGAAGGCCACCGAGACGGAGUUCAUCAAGAAGAAGAUGGAGGAGGUGUCCAACACGCCCCUGCUGCUCACCGUGGAGGUUCAGGAGCUCAGGGGCACGUUGGCCGUCAACAUCCCACCCCCGCCCACUGACAGGAUAUGGUAUGGUUUCAGGGGUCCACCCCACCUGGAGCUGAAGGCUCGGCCCAAACUGGGAGAGAGAGAGGUCACACUGGCCCACGUCACCGACUGGAUCGAGAAGAAACUGGACCAGGAGUUUCAGAAAAUCUUUGUCAUGCCAAACAUGGAUGACCUGUGGCUGACCAUCAUGCACUCUGCCAUGGACCCCCGCUCUUUUGGAACGCCCUCCACCGUCGAUACGACCCAGAGGGAAACGGAGCCUUCCGAAACAGAGGGGGGCACCACUAACGGCAUAUGAAGGAUUGUUUACAGUAUUUGCCUGAAACGUGUGAAUUAGAAUGGGAGCCAGGUGGCUUUGAAGUAGUAUAAGGCGCUAUUGGUGCAUAAGGACAUACAAAAAUACUUCUGUUACCACAUUGACAUUCCAAUAGCUCCAUACCCAAGGGUCUUUUUUGUCACUGGCAGAACAGGAUGACCUCAGUCAUCAGGUGAACUUUGACUUUUUAACAAGCUCACUGACCGAACGAGACAGAAGUCAGUCAACCAACCAGGAAGGAGAAACACUAAAAAUAAAAACUGACUUUCUGCUCUGUUUUUUUUAAUCUGUGUAGGAUGAACAGACUUAGAAAAGUCGAUUUUACUCAGAAUGGCACAAAUGUAACAGUGAUACAACCUAGUGGUAUAGGUGGAGCGGUGUGGAGAGUUUCUGUGAGUUAUAAGGUUACACAGUGUCCUAUGAACACAUGGUUAUUUCGCAUUCGCCGUUCACCUUACGUCCUAGGUAGGAAACAACUUAUGUUUGGGGACCCAAAUCAAGAGGGAGAAUGAAGUGAAAAGAAAUGGUUGAAUGAGACGGGCAACCUCUAGAUUAUACUUUUGUUAUUGUACGGGUAUGUCUGCAAGAGAGUGCAUGUGUGUGUGAAGCCUGACAAUGAAAGCAGGAGUGCAUACUUUUGACAAUGUCACAUGUAUUAUUUGCCAUAUGAUAUAAGACAUCUAAUGCACCCUAUGCUUUGUCCAGGUGAACACUAAGUGUAUUCACUUGUGUUGUGACCCCACAUCUCUUACUGCUCGGGGUAGAAGUACCCCCUUUACCACAGGUCUAGAAUCAGAAAAUCAGAAGCUUCUAAAUCCAUGACAUCAUUUUCUGGAAUUUUCCAAGCUGUUUAAAAGCACAAAUUACCCCAAAUCCUAACCGUUUUGUGGAUGAGAAAAUGUCUGACCCUAUAGCAGUGGUAAGGGGGAAAGUUCUACCUAAAGUAUUCCCCUCUUAACUGUACACCACACCGCUUUAUAUGCAAAUGAUCACUGUGUCCAUAUCUGUAUGGAAGCAGCUAUAUGAAGCCCCUCCCCUCAAUUUUCUCUGCAAGCCAAUGCUAUAGGGUUAGCCGUCAUUACCUAGGCAACACGUGUCUUUAAUUCACUAAUGCCUAUGCAAGUUCCUUGCUAACUAAGGACAUGGACAUGAGGUGAGCAAUGAGAAAAUAGUGUAUAUAUAUAUAUCUUGUAAAGAUAUGUAUUUCUGAAAAGGUGUACAUAAUGGGCCUUAACACUUUUGUUGAAUGUAUGUAUGUAUGUAUGGCUAUAUUGACAUUGGACUGUUUUAUUGUUAGUUGUAUGGAAACUAUUCCUAACCAAUCACAUGGAUUAUGUUGAUUGGGGUAUGCCAAGUAUUGCACAACUAAAACAGAAGUUUUGAUUGAUGUUUUCCUUGUAAACACUAUUAAUGAAAUACCAUCUACAGACAUGUAUUGCAUAUUUGCAGUGCUAUUGUGUUAUGCUCUCUAGCAUGUACAAUACCCGUGGCACAUGUUGAGACCAUUCCUGUUGUAACCUCGGAACAACAGGUUUUCAUGUUUGUUUGUUUUUUCAAAUGAUGUAGGAAGUGUUAUGCUUUUUUUUUUUUUUUAAAUGUUGUUUUAUGUAUUUUCAAAUGGCCAUCAUCCACAGUUGCCAAUGCAUGGAAAUGAGCCCCCUUGCCAGACAUGCUAAAUGACACUUGGUAGAGUUAAACUAUAUGAUGUACUGUGCCCUUUGCCCAAACCAUCAUUAAUAUUAAAAUAAACUGUUAACUCAAACCAUAAUUGUAGUCUCAAAUCAUCACUAUUGAAGUCUGAAUCACCUCCUAUACUCUACUGUUAUGUUUUCUUCAGUUUGAGUUUAAGUUUUAAAUGCACAGUUUUAGCAUUGGAUUUGUUUACAUUAAUUCCUAUUUGUUUUUCCAUUCGUUCCAUUUAUUUGUCAGGACACUAAAGAACUGUUGUAGAAUGUCAUUGAUGAAGGUUUUUAACUUUCCUUCUACUUCUAAUUCCAAUACUUCUACUUCUAAUUUGGUUUCUUGUUUAAUUUUCGUUUUAGCGAUUAUUCAGUUAGUAAUAUUAUUAUUGGAACCCUUGAUAAAGAUGAGGCAAAAAUACUCAAAUAAAUGAUACAAAUACUGCGCUAUUAUUGCAUGCAAUUUUGUGUUGAAAAUUUGAUUUAUUGUAUAUUAACACAAUUGCCCAGAGAAAGAGAUUUAGUUUCAAAAGUAAUAAAACAAUUCUCAAAAAGAUAGGUGUCAAAGUUAUUGGCCCCCCUGUUUUCAGUACUCUAGCACCGUACCUUUGUGAGGAUAAUGACACUGAGCCUUUAAAGAAAAAGAUUAGAGAACACAGUGGGAGGGAUCUUGGACCGUUCAUCCAUACAGAAUCUUUCCAGAUCCUUGUUAAGGGGAUGGUGCUAAGACUAUUGAAAACAGGGGUGCCAAUCAUUUUGACCCCUCUUUUUUUAUUUUCUUUAAUUGUUUAGCAAAAUCUCGUUCUCUGAGCAAUUGUAUUAGUAUAAAUAAUAUAAUUCCCCAGUUUUUUGGAGUGUACAAAAUAGCUUAGUAUUUGUAUUUAUUUUAUACAGUAUUUUUGCUCAUCUUUAUGAAGGGUGCCAAUAAUUAUGGACCUGAAUGUAGGUCUAGUACCAGGUUGGAUUUAGAAUGUUUUGUAACGCUUUGUCUGCUUUCCUGAAAUACAAUGACAGAAUAAUGGUAUGAAUAGCACAUCAGAUUUAUAAUAAUAAAGAGUUGAUGAUUCUGCAAAUAGAUGGCUUAUUUAGAUUUUUAAGGACAAAUUUGUUGAGCCUCAUCCAUGUCUACUGCUUGGCUGAAACUUGGUCUCUUAGUUGGUUGAGACCAAAUUUCCCUAAAGGAAGUGCUUUAAAAUAAUGCCUUUUUAUUUUUACAAAUGUUGAUUUAGCAGGCCUUGUUAUUUUCUGUUAUUGAUUUUGUAUGACUGAAUUGCAAUGGUAUUGUGGUACAAAAGAUUAAAAAAAAUAUCAACUUGCUUUGUAAUUAUUUGCUCUUGAUUGAAAUAAAGAUUUUUUUUUAAUAAACCAA
This is a messenger RNA of Oncorhynchus keta (chum salmon), 6626 nucleotides long. Its product is annotated as testis-expressed protein 2-like. The record is from RefSeq and is a predicted model, not a curated record. The coding region runs from base 288 to 3560 and encodes 1090 amino acids. Gene Ontology annotation, cellular component: endoplasmic reticulum. Gene Ontology annotation, molecular function: lipid binding. The transcript has 13 exons. NCBI's taxonomy places the organism in Eukaryota, Metazoa, Chordata, Actinopteri, Salmoniformes, Salmonidae.